This is a messenger RNA of Trametes versicolor FP-101664 SS1, 1250 nucleotides long. RefSeq lists its product as uncharacterized. The coding region runs from base 20 to 1063 and encodes 347 amino acids. Lineage: Eukaryota; Fungi; Basidiomycota; Agaricomycetes; Polyporales; Polyporaceae. The record is from RefSeq and is a predicted model, not a curated record. The transcript is spliced from 22 exons.
CCGGCACCGACCCUCGACCAUGGCGUCCGCGAACCAGACGGCCACCCCCUCCGCGAGCGCGGCGCUGCCCGCCCUCCCCGCGCUGGACAACACCUUCGGGGCGCUGUAUCUUGGGACCUGCUUUGGCUUGAUAUUGUACGGGCUCACCGUGCACCAGGUGUACCGAUAUUUUCGGUUAUACCCAACCGACACAAUCUUUCACAAGACUUAUGUUCUAUUCGCUUUGGCCAUUGAAACACUUCAUUCUGUCUGCACCAUGCACGUAGUAUAUCACUAUUUAGUCACCAACUACUUCAACCCCCUGGAGCUUGGGAACGACAUUUGGUCGCUACGAACGCUUACAUGGGUUUCGGGUCUCGCCAUCGUUCUUUCACAAGGAUUCUACGCUCGACGUGUGUUCAGACUCAGUGAAGGCUGGUGGUCCAAGAUCUUGGUCGUUUUAGUGAUCCUCCUUAUCCUUGUUGAAAUCGCUUUCAUCAUCGCUGCGACAAUCGAGGGGUUCCUCCUCGCGACACUCGCCGAGUAUCAAAAGUUCGCCUGGAUGGUCUCCGUCGUAUAUGGCGUGACGGUUUCCUGCGACAUUAUCCUCACUGGCAGUCUCACGUGGGUGCUGCUCAAGAAGCGGACGGGCUUUAGGAACACCGAUUCGCUCAUUGCAGUCAUUGUACUCUACUCAAUCAAUACCGGCCUUAUGACGGGCGUUUUCGGGCUUCUGGUUUUCAUCUUUGCACUGGUCAUGCCGAACAACCUGGUAUACAUCGGUAUCAGUAUCUUCGGCACAAAACUAUAUAUCAACUCGGUGCUGGCUGUCCUCAACUCGCGCAAGUCGCUGAACAACAGGAACCUGAACGGUUUCGAGCUCAACUCGUUCGACACAAACGGUAUGCCUGGCUCAAGCACGUCCCGCAGCCGGAACACCACACAUCUCGCCAGCGCGCUCAGAGUGGGCGUAUCGAAGACGACGGCGACGCAUGUCGACAUCCAGAUGAAGCCGCAAACACACCUGAACCGCAGCGCGGAGGACGGCCUCGGCGACGAGAUGCCCAUGCAGGAGUACAAGUAGUUGCUGCUCUGGGUCCCGCCUCCCCCUCUCACCUUCCUCCGAGGGCUCCGCCGUUUCCCUCGUUCUUUGGGUCAGUGUUGUGCCGGCAGGACGGUAUACCGUAACUGGGGCUAAGUUAUCCGAUGAUAUAUUUGUGUCAAUAGAUUAGGCCUGUAGUACCAAAAGACACCGCAAUCAUACCAGUCGC